GAGCGCAUUCACAGGUAUGAAAAUCAGUAAAUUCUAUAAUAAUUUAGUUUAGUUUACGGAUUUACAGUAGAAAUAAGCUGCUUGUAAAUAGAGGCUGUAAAUAUACACAUAGCAAGUAACGAUGAGUUUGGGAGCGCGCGCCACCAAAGGUGGUGCGAAGGCGGGCAAGGAGGGCAAGCACCCGCCGGAGAAGACCAAGGGCACAGAGAAACCCCAGCCUAAGGAGAAGGUUAAGCCACAGGCCACCACAGAACAACUCCGCAUGGCACACAUGAUCGAUCGUAAAAGCGAGGAUGCCUCCGACGUUCGCAGAAUGGUGUUAGAGUUGAUGGAGAUGACCUGUCGCACUGAAGAGGAAGUCUGUUCAGCACUACACGAUUCCGACAACGAUUUGGAAGCGGCUUGCAAUCUACUCCUGGAAGAUGCUCAGCGGAUACAGGGUGAAUGGCAGACAAGCGAGAAGAAAAAGAAGAAGCCGCCAGCUGCUGCCGGGAACGGGGAAGUGGACGCGGCGCCCGCCCGCGAGCCGCGCGAGAGAUCCGGGCCCCGGCCGCGUCGCGGCGAGGGCGAGGGAGGGCGCGGGGCGCGCGGCCGGGGCUCCGUGCGGGGCGCGCGCGGAGCCCGGGGCGCGGGGCGCGGCGGCCGGCGGGGGGGCGCGCCCCGGGCCCGCGGCGCGCGACACGCCGCCGACUGGGGCGACAGCAACCACACGGCUGACGCAGGUGGCAAUAUGGGCGACACGUUCCCCGCAACAGAAGACUGGGACAACGAGGAGUGGUCAGGGUCACUGUCCGAUACCAAGGUGUUCACGCCCAGCAGCGGCGCGGCGCAGGCGGCGGGCGCGGCGCCGGCGCAGGCGGCUGCGGAAGACUGGGACUCGCCGCCCGCCAACGGCCCUACUGCGGACCACAUACCCACGUACACAUACCACAACGCUCACCAUACUAUUAUUGACCAAAUAAACUCUGCAAAUAACCACACGGCGGCGGCUGUAGCGGCCGUGGCGUCCGCCACGCAGCCCGCGGCCUCCGCCAAGGAGGACACCUUCCACGCUCACCAUCACCAGCCAAUGGGAAUGUCGGGCAGCCUGUCGGCGGCCCAGUCGCAGUACCUGUCGUCGCUGACGGCCGCGGCGCAGCGGCACGAGCACACGUACCACUACCCCGCCUACCACGACGGCAGGAAGCAGCGGGCGCGCCUGCCGCCGCCCAGCAAGAUCCCGUCGUCGGCGGUGGAGAUGCCCGGCGGCGGGGAGUCCUCGUCGGCCAUGUUCCUGGACGUGCAGUUCGGGGCUCUCUCGCCCGACACGCUGGACGCCGGCCAGCCGCACGAGGAGGACGCCCACCCCGCCCACAGCCACACGUUGAGUUCCCCGCUGCCGGCGGCGGACGGCGCCGCCACCAACUCCGCCGAGCAGCCGGUCACCAACAACACCACCACGCUAGAGAAGCAGCUGUCGGCGUGCAUGAAGCAGCUGAGCGUGUCCGCCGCCGACGCGCCGCCCGCGCCGCACGGCAAGCCCGGCCGCGCCAAGCCGGCGGUCGCGCCGCAGCAGCCGCCGCCCGCGCAGCCCGCGCCGCUGCAGCCGCCCGCGCAGCCGCAGCCGCCACAACAACAACAACAACAACAGCAGGCACAGCAACAACAACAACAGCCGCAACAACAGCAGCAGCAGAACGUGUACACGCCGCACCACGCUCACCUGCCGCCGGUGUACGGGACCAAUGUUUAUGCACCACAAGUGAACUCCACAAACCCCUCGCUGACUGCCGCGUCCGCGAUGAGCACAUAUCCGUCCAGCGUCACCCUCACGCAGUACCAGCCGAUGAUUAACUCUUAUCAGCCCGGCGCGAGCGUGUGCGCGGCGCAGACCACGAACGCGGCCGCGAGCGCGGCGGGCGCGUACUCCGCGCUCUACACCAGCGGCACCGCCUACUACCAGCCGCCGCCGCACAAGCCGCAGUAUGACACGAGUUCGGUCGCGUCCAGCAACAGUUUAACGAGCACAUCCACAACACAGACUUCUACGGCCAAGGUGGCCACAACUACUGCUCACAACACGGCGACGGCGAGCUCCACGAGCGUGGGGAUAGGCAGCGCCGGGUACGCGGCCGCGCUCUACGGCGCCGCGGGGACCGCUGCCUACCCCUACGACGACCAACUGCUGUCGCGGGGGAACACGCUGCCUCAUCAUAUGGGCGGGUACUACGAGGUGGGGUACGGGCCGGGCGGCGCGCGCGACGCGGGCUUCGGGCUCGGCGCCGGCGACCGCUUCGGCCGCGCCGACGCCGCCUCGCCGCAGCAGGUCCCGGCAGCUCUACCACCAGGCUACGCGUACUUCUACCAGCCGCCGCCCAGCACCUACCAGUACGGCGUGUACCCGUACUCGGGGAACGCCGUGUCCGCGCCCAAGGUCUCCUCCUACGCGCAGCAGCAGCCCUACGACCAGGACUCCUACAGCAAGGGCGGGCCUUACACCGGCGGCUCUAACAAAACAGCGGCGGCGGGCACAGAGCUCAGCAACGCCAUGUACAAGACGCACGUCGCUCUCAACAAGGUCAAUAGUUACGAGAAGGCGACGUUCCACAGCGGCACGCCGCCGCCCUUCGGCGCCGGCUCGCACCUCUACAUCCCCGCGCCGCCGCACCACCACCACCACCACCAGAUGGAUGCGCGGGUGAACAGUAGUCAUAAUAGGCGGGAGAGCGGCGCGGCGGGGCGCUCGUCGUCGUCGAAGCCGCCGCCGAGCAAGCCCGCCUACUCGCAGUCCUACUGGGCGCCCAACUAGUGCCCACGGCACCCGCCACUCGGUCGUUAGACACAUGUACAUAGAACGCCGCGUGGGCCCUCCAUACAGUCAAUUGACGCCGUACAAUGGCGCGACUGAUCCAACACUACGUCUUACGUGUACCUACUAUAUGUGUAAUGUAAAAUAAAAUGAAAGGAAAUUGAUCGAAAAACUAUGUUAAUAUUUCUUUUUGAAAUUCGUGAGGUUGACUUUUUGUAAAACGCCCUCUGAAAAACCAUAGGUUAUAAUAUGAUUGUUUAAAAUUAACUGUAGUAGUUUUAUAUAUGAAAAUAUGUAUAUGUAUGUAAGAGUUGGUACGCUGUGCGCGCCGAAUCUUUUUUGUAUUUAGUUGACACUUUUUGUAAUUACAAUAAUAUUAUUGAAAAUGUCAUAGGUAAUCGUAAUGCAGAUUCGUCGAGGUCUUUUUUAUGUGGAAGAAUGAUGUGUGAUCUCGCGGGCAUUUGUAUGAGGGAAAUACACAUAUUGGAACCUGA
Messenger RNA from Amyelois transitella, 3282 nucleotides. It is a transcript of the gene lig, whose product is annotated as protein lingerer. The coding region runs from base 122 to 2788 and encodes 888 amino acids. The transcript has 26 exons. Gene Ontology annotation, molecular function: protein binding. NCBI's taxonomy places the organism in Eukaryota, Metazoa, Arthropoda, Insecta, Lepidoptera, Pyralidae. The record is from RefSeq and is a predicted model, not a curated record. Gene Ontology annotation, cellular component: nucleus; cytoplasm.